AUGGACAACAAGUCGAAAACCUAUUUUUGUGUUCGGAAAACAUUUUCCGGGGGCAUAAGACGGUUCAGCCUCAAGUCGUAUUAUAAUAGAAGGUCAAAAGCACCUAUUAAACAACUCGAAAACGGUAUCAAAGCUGAUUUUUCGGGGUACAAGCAGUGCGUCUUGGUUAUCAAUAAUCUAAGAUGGGAUCGCCAGAAAUGGAAGGGACCCGAUCAUUUCGAAAAGAAUCAGAACCAUUUCUGUAUUAGCAAUGUCGUGGGAUUGAAAGAAGUUGCCGGAGAUUACCUGCUUUUAGCCAAAGCAACAUCUGCAAUCAAAGGCUCCAAGCUCGGGAUCAACCAUGGUUGA
This is a messenger RNA of Puccinia graminis f. sp. tritici CRL 75-36-700-3, 348 nucleotides long. RefSeq lists its product as uncharacterized. Lineage: Eukaryota; Fungi; Basidiomycota; Pucciniomycetes; Pucciniales; Pucciniaceae. The transcript has 2 exons. The coding region runs from base 1 to 348 and encodes 115 amino acids. The record is from RefSeq and is a predicted model, not a curated record.